AUGUUCGCGCCGACGGAACAAACCGGUUUCCUUGAUGGCCGGCUUCUUCAGGGUUGCUUCCGGGAGUCGGAAAGGUGUGAAAUCGUCGGUUUGAGUCUCGAAGGGCUUCGCAAUGCCCUAGUCGAAAGCUUCCACGCGCAUAUGACGGCUUUGAUCGAGGAGAUCAAGACCUCGGGCUGCAUUCUCCGGGACCUCGCCGACAAGUCCCAGGUGCAUUACCAGCGUGUCCCCAUUGUCAUGCACUACCUCGAUGUCGUCCUACCCUGUCUCUCCAAGUCGCUACGCGACAUCACCGAGUACAUCGACGACCGGACGUCCUCCAAGGAAAUUCGAUGGCGGAAGAUGUACAACAAGAUGACCGAGGAGGGCGGCGGCAUUCCGCUCCCUCAGAGAUUUGUGCUCUACAACCAUUACUUGAGACUACUUCACCAAUUGCUUACAAGGAACCCGAAUUUUGAUCUCAACACUUUGGAAUCGCUCCGGAAUCGUAUCUUGGAACUACGCGAAAAGAGGGGCAUUGCCCAUACGCCUCAUACACAGAGUACAUCUGGCGCACUUAUACGGCCAGAGAUGAUCCUUGCGCCAAUGGUCCCAGAACCCAACGCACACUGGGCCGAGCAGAUCUUUUCCCUCCCCCUGCCAUCACGGACGGCCUUCCAAAACCCACGGAGAUCAAAGUCGUUCGGACCCCAUCAACAGGCGGCCCAAGUGCCCAUGCCUCCAGAGUCGAAAGUCUUGUUCCGAAGGAAAUUCGACAACGAUUCGCUAGCACUCAUUGCCUACAUCAAUUCCUCAAACCAGGCGCCGUAUCUAAUCAUGCAGCCCUACCAUAUGGGUUCUCAGUGGUUUUCCAUUCGAGGCGUCCACGAACUCUGCAUCCACCGCGACCACUGCGCAGUUAAUCUCCGUCGCUGGAGUCGAAGAGAAGGAGCCGCCAAGUUGUGGGCUUCUCUCUACUUCAUCACCUGGGAGGAAAUGGUGCUUUUUCAUUGCACUUUCGCCUCACUCAAAGCGCGAAACUCGUUGACGCUAGAGGUUGACUCGGAUGAGUACGUCUUGAAGGGCGAGAAGCGUCUUUUCCAAGCUCAAAUCAUCGAUGACGGGUUUAAGCAUUCAUUGAUCGUGUACGAAGACCGCGAGACCAAAGGCAUGAGGCUUCAUGCUGCAGUGUGGGACGGCGAGCUGCGACAAUGUCCCGUCUGGACGGCCUUUAUUACCCAUCAAUGCACCUCGCCAACAUGGCUUGAGAAAAAGUCAAGAUAUCGUAUCUGGCUAAAGGACGUCCAGCUCUAUGUCUUCUGUCAGGAGUACCGGCAGCACAAGCAGCGUAGGAACCGAGAGGGUGCAUUCGAGCUGAACUUCAUCAACGAAAAGGCUUGUUGCAAGUUCAGGGAUCUCUUUUAUCCACCGCCCUCGCCGGCAAGCAACGCGGAUUCGGACAAUAAUGCGGGAUCUUCUUAA
Scedosporium apiospermum is the source of this 1461-nucleotide messenger RNA. RefSeq lists its product as uncharacterized. The transcript is spliced from 10 exons. The coding region runs from base 1 to 1461 and encodes 486 amino acids. Lineage: Eukaryota; Fungi; Ascomycota; Sordariomycetes; Microascales; Microascaceae. The record is from RefSeq and is a predicted model, not a curated record.